Molecule: messenger RNA, 4380 nt
Organism: Styela clava
Lineage: Eukaryota; Metazoa; Chordata; Ascidiacea; Stolidobranchia; Styelidae
Product: nose resistant to fluoxetine protein 6-like
Molecular function (GO): acyltransferase activity, transferring groups other than amino-acyl groups
Source: RefSeq, a predicted model, not a curated record
UAUAUGUAAAUCGCACAUCUCAAAUUUUGUGGCAUCAUGGAUCUGUGGAUGGUGCGGAGACACACCGCAUGAGGUAGUACGCUAUGUUCCUAAUCAUGCGUUCCAUACUGCCUCAUUCAGACAUGGUUAGCAUCACUCUCAGACUUUGCAAACUCUGUCAUGUUGUCACUCACUUUGCGACAAAUGCUUGUUUCUUUCAUCCAAAACCAUUCCUAAAAUUGCUCCUAUGUCUCAUUUUCUUUUGCUAGUCAUUAAAGAAAUAAUUUAUGAUUAUAUGUUCAUCCUGCUUGAAUAGACAAACCUGAACCAUCUGACUAUUCUCGCAAGCAAGUCACACCCCUAUGCAUGGAAUGGCAUUAUUUCAGUUGCUACUCGGACUUGUAAUACUUGGGAAUGUGGCAGAAGCAUUGUUGGAUUCAUCUCCAUUAACAAAAUUUCAACCAGAAAUUGGUAUUGUUCAAAAUUUACAAAAGCAGCAUAUAUGGAAAUCAGAGCAUGAAGUACAGGAAGUUCAGGAUCUGUUGUCAAAUACUUAUAAAAAUCUAAUAACAAGUGUCAAAUUGUCAUCAGAAGAAAAUAGCACAGAUUGUAUCAAAUCACUUGUUGACCUCUCUGUUGAUGCUGUAUUCCAACAAAAGUAUGCAUUACAAGUACUUGAUGCCUCUGGAAAGCUUGAAAGUGGAAUUAUGAUGGGGAAUUACAAGUGGGAUGGCUUAUAUUAUGAAUGCCUUAAAGUUAAAAAAACGAAGUUUGAUGGAAAAUGGUGCGAAACAACCUUGGGAACAGAAUACGACAUACUAGGACAAAAGCAAACUUUCGGAUUAUCAUUGGGAAUGUGCCUUCCAAGUAGUUGCUCAGAAGAGUUUAUUAUAGAUCAUCUUCAGUCUAUUGCCAAUGCCUCCAAUCAGAAAGUUUCUGUUGAUUGCCCUAUUCAACCAAUCGGAUGGACAGCAAUAGAUAUAUUCUCUUUCUUCAUAUUCUGUCUCCUACUUUCUUUUGUUGCAUUUGGAACAAUGGUUGAUCUAUUUGUUUCUUGUAAAAAUCAAAAAAAUAGUGGAAAUCUUUCUGUCAGUGGAGAUGGAAUCUAUGGAGUGUCAUCAGAAAGUAAUUGCACCAGUGAAUCAGUGUGGGUAAAGGUAGCUCGUGCAUUUUCCAUCAUCGAAAACACAAAAAUUCUUCUGAACACUGACAACAAGCCCGGAACGAUUGAUGUUUUGCAUGGAAUGAGGUUUCUUAGCAUAUCAUGGGUUGUUUUGGGACAUACCUACGUCAUGACAUUGUUGUAUAUAGAUAAUAGCAUUGAUCUUAUCAACUGGCUUAUUGAAUCAUUCUCAUUUCAAACUGUAUCAAAUGCUUCUUUCUCUGUCGAUACUUUUUUCUUCUUAAGUGGAUUGCUGUGUUGUUAUUUGGGUUUAAAAGAAGGAAAACGCAAGAAUGGAAAAUUAAAUGUUCCUUUGAUGUAUCUGCAUCGAUAUUUAAGAUUGACUCCAGCCUAUGCUUUUCUAAUUCUCUUUCUCGUUGGAUUUUAUAGUAAGUUAGGAGAUGGGCCAAUGUGGCCUAAUCAUGUUAAUGGCACAAGUGCUAUUUGUCAUCAAUACUGGUGGACUAAUUUACUUUAUAUCAACAAUCUUUAUCCUACACAAUUAAAUGGAGAGUGUUUCGCUCUGGCAUGGUAUCUAGCUAAUGAUAUGCAAUUUUUCCUAUUGGCUCCAAUAUCUAUUAUAAUUUUGACUAGGAGGCCAAAAAUUGGAAUCAACUUGCUGGUGUUUGGAAUAUUCAGUAGUCUUCUAGUUAGUGGUGUGAUAUCUUCUCAUUAUCAACAGCAACCACAAAGCCUCGGUCUUUCUCUUUUACUGAGAAUGUUAAUGAACCCUCCACCAACACCUGGUCCAUCACCAAAUGGCACCGAUCAUUCGGUUGGAAUGAAUGGGUUAGGAAUGCCACCUAUGUCACCUAAGGAUACAUUCUGGAGUGACUUAUACACAAAACCUUGGUGUCGUAUCCAUGUUUACCUAAUUGGGAUGAUUACUGGAUAUAUUUUACAUGCCACUAAAUGCAAAAUCAGAAUGACUAAGCUCUUUGUUGCGGCUGGAUGGGCAAUUGCAGCGGCUUUGAACUUGGCCGUAUUGUACGGUCUUUGGCCAUAUGUGAAAGAUGGUACAAUGAUGACGGUCAGUCUCUCUGCUUUCUACAAUGCAAUGUCUCGUCCUAUAUGGGCAGUCGGUCUUGCAUGGGUGGUUAUUGCAUGUACAUCUGGAUAUGGUGGUCCUGUCAACACUUUCUUGAGUUGGAAGUUAUUUGUUCCACUGAGUAGAUUGACAUAUUGCAUAUAUCUCGUUCAUACUCUCAUAUUGUUCUGGUGGUUCUCUACUCAAGAGCAGUCUGUACAUUUCUCCAAUACCAUGUUUGCAUUUUACUAUGUCGGUCUUUUGUUCAUGUCAAUAUUUGGAGCAUAUUGUCUUUCUAUGCUGAUCGAGUCUCCAUUUAUCAGACUAGUUAGUCUGAUCACAUAUCGUGGAAAGCAGAAAAAUGUACUGGCAACAGGAGAAGAUGUACAGGAUCCACUCUUAAUCAAUGAAGUGCAACAAGAGGAAUAAAGUGAUAAUAAUUUUAAAAAGUAGAAACCAUGAAAUGUAUAUGAUGUAAUGUAUAAUUUUGGUAGAAUUCAACUGAAUUAUAGAUAACCUUUGCUGAUGUUCUAGCAUAUUCAUAGAAUAAUAUCUUGGUAAACCAUUAAAUAUUUCACGUUUGAAAUUUGGUAAAAUUCUCUCGUAUAGCAUAUAAAAACCACAAACAAAAUUACCAAAAAUGGAAAUGUGUAUUACUUGUAAAUAGCAGUAGUAAUGCUUCAAAAUUUUAACAACCCAAGUUAGUCCAGAGUUAAUAAUAUUGGAGGAUCAAGGAUCACCCAAUAUUAAUUGGUUAUGAUAAUAGUAUUAUUUCAGUUUGUGUUAUUUGAAUUCAAUUAGUCAUUCAUUAUUCAAUCAUUUUCAAUUUUGCAUUAUUAUUUCAAAAUAUCAAAUUUUUAGUGAAAAAUCAAUUUCUCUGCGUAGAGGGCAGAGUUAAAAAUCAAAUAGUUUUUUCAUUUUCUCUGAAUCCCUUAGUUCCACAUAUCGUUGCAAAUGCCAUAGUUCCGAUAUUUUAACAUUUUUAGUCACAUUGUGAAAUUUUGAGGUUCCUGCUUUUUUAAAUAUAAUAUCAGUAUCUUUACCCUGUGAGUUAAUAUCUAGCACCUAUUUUUAGAUUUUACAUUUCAUUUAAAUAUAGUUUUAUAAUUUGAAUAAUUGUAUAGUAAAUUACUGAUUUUAUAAUAAAAAAUUUGAUAUAAUAUAACCUUGAUUUUAUACAGCAUUGAAUUUUAGCAAACCUCACAUUUAUUUUCACUCAUUGCCAUUUAUGAACUGCAUCAAUGUGGUGCAUACAAAUGUCUUACAUCGCCUUGUUUCUGUAGUUUUUGUUUUCAAAACGCAUAUUGUAACACCAAUGUGAAGUCUUUUUACCGAAUUUUUCAUGUCUUUUAAUAUCUGAAUAGUUCCUGAUUUUCAACUAAAUAUUUUUUUGGAGAGAGAUUUUAUACAAAUGUCUGCAACUAUUUUAGUGAUUGCAAAUUUGAGUAUUUUGUCUGUCUGAGUCUCGCAUCAUUUGUCUGUGCCUUAUUGUUUGUUUCAUACUAGAAGAUUUGUACUAUGUGCCUGAUAUUUGUCGUCAGUCUAUUUGUUGGAUACAUAUCAUUUUCUGGUUUGUAUGGGUGUCUGGUAUUAUUGUCACACCAUAUGUCUGCUCAUGCCUUAUUGUUCAUUUGUACUACAAGAUUUGUAGUAUGUGUCUGAUAUUUGUCUUGUGUAUGUCUGAUGGAUAGACUUUGAAAGAUCUUUUUGUUUGUUUGUAUGGGUGUUUCUUAGUCUGGUAUUAUUGGUCAUACCAUACGACUGCUACCUUCCAAUAUCCAGGUAGUAGAAAAUGGAUGAGUAUAUCAGUCUUAUCAAAUAUGUACAUUUGGGAAAAACUUUUUAUCUUUCAUCUGGAACAUCUGUAUUGUAUUUUAUGUUAGUAAGUAUAUAUAGAAUUUACCUAUCACUUUAUGUUUUUCACUUUCAUACUGGUGGGUCCGAUCGCCAGCAUAUGUUUGCUAAUGUUUUGCGAAUUGUGAAGGCACUGUUACUUUAAAAUUAUCAGUUAUAAAAUCAGCAUGAAAAUAAUUGAUCAGCAUUCUCUUACAAUACAUGCAUACGGUAAGUAUUUUAUUUGUGUAAUUCAUUCAUUUUCAACGUAUAUGCAGUAAUGGUAGGCUAUCUAUUUUUUCUGAAAUGUUUAUCUGCUUAACUGUCUGCUGUUGUUUAAUAUGGUACUAAAUAUUGGAGAUUAAAUUUAUAGAUUGUU